Mytilinidion resinicola is the source of this 1098-nucleotide messenger RNA. RefSeq lists its product as uncharacterized. The transcript is spliced from 3 exons. Gene Ontology annotation, molecular function: glycosyltransferase activity. NCBI's taxonomy places the organism in Eukaryota, Fungi, Ascomycota, Dothideomycetes, Mytilinidiales, Mytilinidiaceae. Bases 1 to 1098 code for a protein of 365 amino acids. Gene Ontology annotation, biological process: protein N-linked glycosylation. Gene Ontology annotation, cellular component: Golgi membrane. The record is from RefSeq and is a predicted model, not a curated record.
AUGUUCGCCUUUACCUACUUCGCCUGGAACAACGCCUUCUUCUCCGCCAACUAUGAGCCCUUACCACCGCCACCGGUGCCUGUAAACGAUACCAAUGCCAUGGACGAGGUGCUCCGCUUGAUAUACGGACCCAUGCUGCAGCCCAUCACCGCGGCGAACUUCACCGACGAGGAUGGCGACGUCUACCAGCUGCCCGGUCCACCGCGAUUCACGAAGCCGCUGGGGAAGAGGGUGCUCAUACUGGACAUUGACAGUCGGCCGCUGGACGGGCCGGGGCAGAUCAUGAACAAGGACAAGAUGGAGUGGCAUGACGCGCGGUCACUGACGGCUGGCAUGCUGAGCCACUACAUGUUUGCCAAAAUCCACGGCUACGACUACAAAUUCAUCCGCGCGCCCGACUACCCCGACCGCUGGGGCACCUGGGUCAAGGUGCCCAUGAUGAAGGAGGCGCUCAAGACGCACGACUUCGUCGCCUUCAUGGAUUCGGAUGUCAUGUUCCACUACCCGCACAUCCCGCUCGAGUGGCUAAUGAACUACUGGAACAUCACGGCCGAGAACCUGGUCGCCAUGUCCAUCGACCCGGACGAGGCGCAGAACUACGACGGCCGCGGCAACCGCUACGUCAACACGGGCUUCGUCAUCGCGCAGCAGAGCAAGCGCACACAGGAGAUGUAUAAAGCGUGGGCCGAGUGCCCGUCGGACACGCGGUACAAGGACUGCGCGCGCUGGGGGUUUGAGUGGGCGCACGAGCAGGCUGCGUUUGGGAACCACAUCCGCUACGACUUCGACCGCCCCGAGGAUAUCAAGGUGCUGCCCUGCGUCGAGGCGAACGGCGCGCCGGAAGCUGCUGGCCGUGGCGGCUGCAAAGGCGUUUUCGUGCGACAUUUCUGGGUUGAUAAGCAGCUGCCCCUCAAGGCGCUGUCGGACCAAGUCAUGCAGUACUUUGUGCCGCGGAUGCACGAGCACUACAUCGAGCAGAGCCCGAAGCACAUCGUCGACGCCAAGGGGUUCAAGAUCGUGGGCGCGGACCUCGUCGCGCUGACGGAAGAGGAGAAAGCUGAGGUUAAGGAGCCGCAAAAUCAGAAAGAGGUGCCUUGA